AAGUUUUUCUGUCUUUCCCAGCCCGGAGUGUGUUGAAAAUCGCCCACAGCCACGACAAUGUCCACGAUAAAUUUGCCCCUAAACCUGACCGUUCGCGUCCACCCGGUCGUUCUGUUCCAGAUCGUGGACGCUUACGAGCGCCGUAACGCCGACUCCGAGCGCGUCAUCGGAACUUUGCUGGGUUCCGUGGAGAAGGGUAUCGUCGAGGUGACCAACUGCUUCUGCGUGCCGCACAAGGAACAUGCCGACCAGGUCGAGGCCGAACUGGGCUACGCGUCCGAUCUGUACGACCUGAACCGGCGGGUCAACCCGUCCGAGAACAUUGUCGGUUGGUGGGCCACCGGUCAGGAGGUGACCAACCACAGCUCGGUCAUCCACGAGUACUACGCGCGCGAGUGCAACAACCCGAUCCAUUUGACGCUGGACACGUCGCUGACGGCCGCUCGGAUGGGCAUCAAGGCGUACGUGUGCGUCUCGCUGGGCGUCCCCGGUGGCAAGACGGGCUGCAUGUUCACGCCGAUCAACGUUGAGGUCACCAGCUACGAGCCGGAGGUCGUCGGUCUGUCGCUGUGCGCCAAAACCAUCGGCGUCCAGUCGAACCCGGCCCGACCACGCACGGUUUCGCCAAUGCUAGAUUUGGCCCAGGUUUCCGAGGCGUCCGGCAAGCUGCAGACGCUGCUCGGAGAGGUGCUCAACUACGUUGAGGACGUCCUGGCGGAGAAGCAGCAGCCGGACAACUUUGUCGGCCGUGCCCUGCUCGAUCUGAUCCACUCGGUGCCGAACAUGAAGCACGAGGAGUUCGCCAAGAUGUUCAACUCGAACGUGAAGGACCUGCUGAUGGUGGUCACGCUGUCCCAGCUCAUCAAAACUCAACUGCAACUGAACGAGAAACUGACCAGCCUGACGUCGUUCCUCAGUUAAGUGACACGCGGGAUUUGUGAGACAGUUUUUAUGAACAGUGAACGAUUCGAUUUGCAAAAAGUGUAUCGAGCGCAAACAAGGUAGA
Molecule: messenger RNA, 1006 nt
Organism: Culex pipiens pallens (northern house mosquito)
Lineage: Eukaryota; Metazoa; Arthropoda; Insecta; Diptera; Culicidae
Gene: eIF3f1
Product: eukaryotic translation initiation factor 3 subunit F
Exons: 3
Coding region: 58-921 (287 amino acids)
Biological process (GO): translational initiation
Cellular component (GO): eukaryotic translation initiation factor 3 complex, eIF3m
Molecular function (GO): translation initiation factor binding; metallopeptidase activity; translation initiation factor activity
Source: RefSeq, a predicted model, not a curated record